AUGGUUACCAAGGGCGGCGCGAAGAAGAAAGCAAAGGUGAGGGCCUACGACAUUGAAGAGUCCAAAAGGAUAUUCCUAUACGCCUACGAACACCAACUGAAAAAUGAAAAGGUUAACUGGAAAAGGGCAGAAGAGUCCAGAGUGACUAGCCACAGUGCAAGCUCGAUGAGGAGUCACUACGUGAAUUCUAUAAAACAUGAGGUGUCUUUGUACCUGGAGAUGUAUGCAGAGGAAGUUGCUAAGCUAUUUAACAAAGUGAAGAAGUGGAAGAAGGAAGAAAAAAAAAAAAAAAUGAUGCUUCUUCAGAGCAGCACGCUGGUGAAGCAAACGUCCAAUAUUUCUCUAGACAGAGUAACUAAGGGGAAAAGCACAAACUAUAACAAAUUUAAUUCGCUAAUAAUUAGUAAAGCCUUCUCCAUGAAGGGUAACCGCAGCAUGAGUAGCAAGCAGAACUGCUCCAUUAACCCAAGAAAUGUGGCCAAUCCACAUACGAAGAAGAAAAAAAAAGACACGAUCGUUUGCUCUGGUGGUCGUGCUAGCGCAAGAGCGAGCGCGAGAGAUGGUAGAACGAAGAGCCAAUCAGGAGUAUCUAAAAGCAGCCUUAAAAAGAAAAAAAUAAAGAAAGUAAAAUUUGCACAAAAAUGUUCCCUUGCAGUCAAGGAUAAAAAAAUAGACAAAAAUGUGGCCAAAAGUGCAGCCAAAAGUGCAGCCAAAAGUGUAGCCAAAAUUGCACCCCAAAAUAACGAAAUCCUUAGCAGCAAUGUAGAAAGAACAAAUAACCCCCCCAACAAUUCGUUCAAUACAGAUAUGAGUGAUAAAACGGAUAAAAGGAAAAGCGAAAAGGAACGGGGGAAACACACGCGACUGUCCGAAAAUUACAAAAUGGAAGAAAAGGACAUAUCCCAAGGGAGCAAAGAGAGUAAAAAUGUUAAAAGAAAGGUAAACGAUGAGAACGAGGUAGAAAUGAGCGUAGACGGAACGGUUCAUGGCAAACGAGGGAGUAACGCAUUGAACGAAGUGGACCAUAUAAAAAUACCUGUCGAAGAACACCCGAUCCAGAAGUAUCAUCUCGAGUCAAGACCAGCAAAAAGGUACAGCAACCAGAUUUCUCCUCUUCAAAGCAGAGCAAAAAGGGCCAAACACUACGCAGCUAAUUUCAACUCGAAGGAAUUCAGCAGGAGGGACAAACAAUACGACACGAAAAUGUCAAGUGGAAACGUUAGGGAAGGGAAAAGAAGUUCCAUCAGCUCUAUUUUUGGGUACAUUUACGAUAAAAUAUUCCGCUGA
Molecule: messenger RNA, 1287 nt
Organism: Plasmodium inui San Antonio 1
Lineage: Eukaryota; Apicomplexa; Aconoidasida; Haemosporida; Plasmodiidae
Exons: 1
Coding region: 1-1287 (428 amino acids)
Source: RefSeq, a predicted model, not a curated record